Molecule: messenger RNA, 2228 nt
Organism: Dromaius novaehollandiae (emu)
Lineage: Eukaryota; Metazoa; Chordata; Aves; Casuariiformes; Dromaiidae
Gene: C1QTNF1
Product: C1q and TNF related 1
Exons: 5
Coding region: 16-1287 (423 amino acids)
Molecular function (GO): protein binding
Source: RefSeq, a predicted model, not a curated record
CCUUCCCGGGAGGGCAUGCUCCCGGCUCCCCCCUGCAGUGGCCCGCGCGGCCCGGCGAGGACCGCGGCCCGCCCCGGCUCCCAGGCUCGUCUGCAGCGCCCCGGUGGGCAAGACGCCGCGUGUCGGGCCGGCUCCUCCCGCCGCCGCGGCUCCCCCACCCAGCCGCCUGCCUUGGCGCCCGCGGCGGGUGAAGGAAUUUGCCGGGUGGGAGCAGGAGCGCAGCACCUCGGAGCCCACGUACAGCCCAGGCGCAGCUGGGAUCCAGCGCGGAGCAGAGCCAGAAAGUGCAUUUCCGCCCGGGCCAAAGGAGGAGAAGAGGCUGUCGGAGAGGCAGGGAGCAGGCCAGGCUCGGCGCCCGCGUCCGGAGGGGCCGGCAGUGCAGCACCAGGGAGAUGCCCUAGAGAAGGAAAGGCAGCGAGGAGAGAGCGGCCCUGCCCCAGAGGGCGCUGCUGCGGCAUGGAGGGGCUUGGGGCAGCCGGUGCCUUGCUGCUCUGCUGCCUGCUGCUGCCCUCCGCUGCGGGGAGCCAGCCCAGCCCCAGCCCGCGCUUGCAGACGGACCCCGAGGAGGCACCGCCCCAGCACCACGCUGCCAGGGCCAGGUGGGAGCAGGACAGCAGUGCCCAGGAGGGGCUACCCCCGCGGCCCCGCUGCGUCCGCUGCUGCGAGCCGCCCGACCAGCGCUAUUCCUACCCCCCGCGCCAGCCCCUGCCUCAGAUCAACGUGACCAUCCUGAAAGGUGAGAAGGGAGACCGAGGCGAGCGAGGCAUGCAGGGCAAGUUCGGCAAGACGGGGGCGGCCGGCAGCAGGGGCCACACGGGGCCCAAGGGGCAGAAGGGCAGCGUGGGCGCCCCGGGGGAGCGCUGCAAGAGCCACUACGCAGCCUUCUCGGUGGGCCGCAAGAAACCCCUGCACAGCAACGACUACUACCAAACACUCAUCUUCGACACGGAGUUUGUCAACCUCUACGACCACUUCAACAUGUUCACGGGGAAGUUCUACUGCUACGUCCCUGGCAUCUACUACUUCAGCCUCAAUGUGCACACCUGGAACCAGAAGGAGACUUACCUGCACAUCAUGCACAACGGGGCGGAGGUGGUGAUCCUCUACACCCAGGUGAGCGACCGCAGCAUCAUGCAGAGCCAGAGCGUCAUGCUGGAGCUGCAGGAGAAGGACGAGGUCUGGGUGCGGCUCUACAAGGGCGAGCGCGAGAAUGCCGUAUUCAGUGAUGAGUACGACACCUACGUGACCUUCAGCGGCCACCUCAUCAAGUACAGCGGGGACCCCUGAGCGCCUGCUCCAUCUCUGCUGCUCCUCCCUCGGGGCAGGCAUCCGAGGAGCCCUUGCUACCCGCCUUGCCCUGGGCAUGCCACCCUCCGUUAAGCCCUUAGCCCUUGUAUGUGCCACCACACCCAGCAGCUGUAGGGACAUGUGAGUACCACCUCUGUCCAGCUCCACCAGCUCCUUGAGAGGCCAAACAAAUGCACCUGGAGGCCAUGGGGCUGCUUCCAGCCUCUGCUGCCUUCCUGACCUGGGAAGCAUCUGGGAAGCUCAGCUGGGACAGGCAGGGAACAUGUCCCCACCUGCCUUUGGCUCGCAGCUGGGUUUGCCGGGGUGUGCAGAGAUGUGCAGAGCACUGGCUGUGACCUGGCACCAGCUGAACAGUUUCGACUACCAACAGCCACCGUACGAAGCAGCGCAGACCCCCACGCUGUGUUCCUUCGCCCCCUCCUCAGCAGCCCUCCCUGUGAUGUGCACUGCAGGCUUCUCCUGGAAAAGGGUGGAGGGUGCUCGGCACCCAGCAGGAUAGGAGGAGAGGAGCAGCAACAGAGACGCUAAGGGCUCCUGUUUCCUUAGAGCUGGGUCACAAGGCCUGGGAUACUGCCCCACGGCACUGGGGCUGCCCCUGGGCUGACACGUCCCUGCAAGAGCUGCCAGUGGGGGAGGAAACGGCAGCAGUUCCCCCUUCCCAGCAGCCACCCCAGUCCCCCGCGUGGCAGCCUCUGCUCUGUGCUGACGCCCAUCGAGGAGGGGGCUAGGUCCCGGCUGGCGGCCCUGCGUGCAGGGACCUGUGGCUUCAGUCUCUCCCUCUUUGGUUAGAUUUUCUGCUGGCCAGGCUUUUUAUUUUUGUAUAUGCAAUAGCAGCGCAGGGCCUGAGGCAGCAUGCUGCCCGCCCUCUGCUCUCUGUGCAGCUUGUGAUGACAUUAAACAGCCCAUGGUUUGGAGUCUUA